UUUGGUCAGAUUAUCAUCUAUUUGUAUUUCCAUCCGAUUAUAAGAACCCGCUCACGUGCUAGAUAACCAUUUCAUUUCCCCUCCUCGUGUUCGGCACUGUCCGUUAGUUUCAACUGACUUUAGUUCCCCUAUCGUACUCUGAGUAAUGAUGUGUCCUUUUUACCUCUCACCAACCUCAAAGUCACAAGUUUCUGCCAUCCGUACUGACAAAAAGCCUGUUUGUGUGCAUGCAGAGGAGCAGCGCUUCAGGCGGAGGCAUGCAUGCUUAUUGGCAGUGAGGAGUGAAGAUCUACCCCAAUAACGCCCACUCUCCAGCAUGCUCCAAGACGAGCAGACGCUUCGUGUGUAUUUGUCUUCUAACUCACCCAUCUAUCAGGAUGAUUUUGCAAGAGGGUUCCUUCUCGAGGAUCUACACCUCUGACGGAUUGGAUUGUCCUGUAUUCCAGCAGCAUAUGGAUAUGUAUUCUUUAUUGCAAGGUGAAACUGAAAAGCCAAGGAAACUAGAUAUCUGAUUCACCGCACCUGGGAAGGCUCUAGCACAAGAAUGGGAACUAUUUUUGCGUGAAAGCAAAAAGUAACGGCAAAUUGUAUCGCGUAAAGAAAAUGAAAGCAUCUUGUUUUUUGGUGAAGAACAUUAAGGUACUGUGCAACCGUACCGAACCUGUCUAAUCUUUUCCACCGGCUUUAAUGCCGCUUUAAUUAGAGCUAUCCCACCCUGUCCUCAUCAAACGACCACCGGCUGGCACUUUACACCGGAGGAGAAGGAGCAUCGCAAAGGAAAAGGUGGAUGGAGCUCCAAAAUCUGCACCGUUGUCAGUCGUGGCUCUGAGCGGCAGAUACUCUCAUGUUCCUGGGCCAAUGCCUCGAGUCUCCGCUCUCUGCCAGCUUGUCCACAUGUAGCAGCCCAAGUCUACAGCUAUACUCAGCGCUAACGCCGCCAGUGGAGCCUUCAUGAGCAUCUCCAGCCAUUCUACGCUUCUCAGAUAGAGUUCCCCUGAGAGAUGGAGUGGCUGAUAUUCUCCCUACUGGUGCUGGCUGUGUCUGCUUCGGGGCAGCUGUGCCCCAAGCGUUGCAUGUGCCAGAACCUGUCGCCAUCUCUAGCCAUCCUCUGUGCCAAGACCGGCCUGCUUUUUGUGCCAACAGUCAUCGACCGGCGUACAGUAGAGCUGCGUCUCACUGAGAACUUUAUCACCGCAGUAAGGAGAAGGGAUUUCGCAAACAUGACCAGUCUCCUGCACCUGACGCUGUCCCGCAAUACCAUCAGCCAGAUUUUGCCUUAUGCUUUUGCUGAUCUUAAGCGGCUACGUGCGCUGCACCUGGACAGUAACCGCCUAAGCGUCAUCACGGACGAUCACUUCCGAGGACUCACCAACCUACGGCACCUUAUCCUUGCCAACAAUCAACUGCACAACAUCUCGCCACAUGCAUUUGAUGACUUUGUGGCGACUCUGGAGGACCUGGAUCUUUCGUACAAUAACCUGGUGGAUAUCCCAUGGGAGACUAUAGGACGCCUCACCAAUGUGAACACUCUCAACAUGGACCAUAACCUCAUAGAGCACGUCCCUCUAGGAGUCUUUUCAAACCUACACAAACUAGCACGUCUGGAUAUGACAUCUAACAAGCUAAAGAAAAUACCCCCUGACCCCUUGUUCCUUAGGAUACCAGUUUAUGCUAAGUCAAAAGGGUCACCCCUUUCCUCCCUUGUCCUAAGUUUUGGAGGGAACCCACUGCAUUGUAACUGCGAGCUACUCUGGCUAAGGAGGGUAACGCGAGAGGAUGACCUGGAAACUUGCGCGUCACCUUCCGACCUUACGGCAAAGUACUUCUGGACAAUCCCAGAAGAAGAGUUCAUCUGUGAUCCCCCUGUGAUUACAAGGAAAUCUCCCAAAACCUUUGUCAUGGAGGGUCAACCCACCAGCCUGAAAUGCAAGGCCAAUGGGGACCCAGACCCAGACGUUCACUGGAUCUCCCCAGAGGGCCGUCUAAUCUCCAACACCUCCCGUACUUUAAGCUUUAGCAACGGGAGCUUGGAGAUCAACAUCACUUCCCUGAAGGAUACGGGAGUCUUUACCUGCAUUGCGUCUAAUGCUGCAGGGGAGUCUACAGGCACGGUGGAAUUGGUGGUCAGCCCACUGCCACACUUAGCUAACAGCACUAACCGGAUCCGAGAACCUGAUCCAGGACCAUCCGAUAUUCUAACCUCUGCUAAGUCGACUUCAUCAGUCAGCAAUGAGACCAGGUCUCAGGAGAGGAAGGUGGUACUUGCUGAGCUUACGGCAAAUUCUGCACUCAUCAGGUGGCCUUCGCACCAACAUUUCCCUGGAAUCAGGAUGUAUCAGAUUCAGUACAACAGCUCGGCAGAUGACACCUUGGUCUACAGAAUGAUUCCCUCCACGAGUUACGACUUCCUGGUGCGAGACCUCGUAUCCGGACGGGAGUAUGACCUGUGCGUGCUGGCCGUCUACGAUGAUGGCGUGACCUCGCUGACCGCCACGCGGCAGGUGGGCUGCGUCUCAUUCGUCACGGAGACGGAGUACAGCCAGUGCCAGUCGCUCCGCAGCCAUUUCCUGGGAGGCACUAUGAUCAUCAUCAUUGGAGGAAUCAUCGUGGCUUCUGUCCUCGUUUUUAUCAUCAUCCUCAUGAUCCGAUAUAAAGUCUACAGCCAUAACGGGGCAGAUUCUGGAAAGGGAACUGCCAUGACGAACGUGCGCUCACAGACGAAUGGGGGGCAAGCGUCGGGGCAGGUCCCGCGCUCCAGCUCCAAAAUCGUGGAGGGCCAAGAGGCCUCGGGAGAGGGUUUAGAGGGGGCCGCCGGGGCCACUGGUAGUUUUAAGGACUCCACUGCCAUGGUGCUGGUCACAGACUCUGAGACGGCUGUGCAGAUUUCAGAGAUGAGCUGUGAGGACAUAGUCUCCCCCACACAAAGGCACCAUCCUAGAACUUGUAUAGAACUCAAGAGACGUCCUUCACUUUCCUCAAAAGAGGGUACAAGCACAGACACACAAGGAGACACAGCAAACCCACAGGUCAGUGACGAGAAGAAGGUUCAACGAGAUUGGAGCGACUUUAAAAUUUGAUGACUCCUUCCGCUGUCCCGCAAGAGACAGCAAUCAUCCCUGAAGAAGCUCGCCAGGUCAUCCGAUUAUGGAGAGGAAUAUGGGAUAAUUUGUCUGAACCCCUGCUGGACUUUCUCCCCUGAGUGUUCACUUCUCACACUGUAUUCCAAGGACUAUCCAACCGUUUCCUACCGGGACAUAUUUGAGGACUCAAUCCACUACUGCAACGAAUGGAAACGGAGCACAAUAAUUGUUCUCCAUUGCUGGCUUUUGGAACAUAUUGCCUUUUACAUCCCCGCGGCCAGGACUGUCUAUGUGUUUGCUGCCGACUACAGUAUGCAUUGUUUACUGGACGGUUUGGGUUCAAGAAUAACACCUCACUGGAAGGGAUAUUCAUCAUCCUCCUCCCAUUCAAUCAUGCAAACUGCACCAGUGAGAGGAAACUCAGAUGGGACAAAGUAAACAGCAUGUCUGUGCUUCCUGCACUUUCAUCAAUCUGCCCUUCUCCUCCUCCUCCUCCUCCUCCAUCUCAUCUGGCUUUACAGUGUCAUCCGUGACCCUCCCGUCCAAUGAGAACUGAAACUCAAAGAACUCAAAGCAACAAACAGACGGCGGCAGCGGUCCCAAAUGGGAGCACAAGUAUACCUGUUAAUUUGAGUUGUUUGGUCACUUUUUAUUUUGCCAUUUUCUUUUGUAACUGUACAUAAAUCAAUUUAAGAUCUUAUAGUUUUGUACAUGUAAUUUUUAUGGUGUGUGAUUUUUUUAUAAAAUAAAAGACUAGAUCAA
Molecule: messenger RNA, 3842 nt
Organism: Ctenopharyngodon idella (grass carp)
Lineage: Eukaryota; Metazoa; Chordata; Actinopteri; Cypriniformes; Xenocyprididae
Product: leucine-rich repeat and fibronectin type III domain-containing protein 1-like protein
Exons: 7
Coding region: 1002-3077 (691 amino acids)
Molecular function (GO): protein binding
Source: RefSeq, a predicted model, not a curated record